Rodentolepis nana is the source of this 297-nucleotide messenger RNA. The record is from the annotation of a GenBank genome assembly. Lineage: Eukaryota; Metazoa; Platyhelminthes; Cestoda; Cyclophyllidea; Hymenolepididae.
AUGGCCUUGUGUGGUGGGACGACGGCUCCCUCUCAGCCUACCGAGGAUGAUUUGAGGAUUUUAAUGCCUGUUAUUGAGAAAUACUUGGAAGAGAAAUGCGGUCAAAAGCCUUUUGAUGUAAAGAUUACUGACGUAAGCCGUCAAAUUGUCGCUGGUGUUAAUUAUUUUGCGAAGGUUGAACAUGAUGGUAACGUGUGGCACAUUCGCGUUCACCAACAACUGCCGUGUAAUGGGGGAUUGGUCUCAGUUCACAGCCAUAAAGUAGCUCAGCCAAAUGAUUUACUGACUUACUUCUAA